This is a messenger RNA of Micromonas pusilla CCMP1545, 1026 nucleotides long. RefSeq lists its product as uncharacterized. The record is from RefSeq and is a predicted model, not a curated record. The coding region runs from base 1 to 1026 and encodes 341 amino acids. Lineage: Eukaryota; Viridiplantae; Chlorophyta; Mamiellophyceae; Mamiellales; Mamiellaceae. The transcript has a single exon.
AUGCCGCGAACACGAGGAGGCGCGGACACGACGCCGACGAAGGAUCCUCCCGCGGCGAAGAAGACGCCCAACACGGCGAAGAAGACGCCCGCGGCGACGGCGAAGAAGGCGGACGCGAAAGUCGACGAUGUCGCCGAAGCGAAAGCGCCGCCGACGACGGAAUCCGCCUCGAAGCCGCCGAAAGCCGAGGGGAAGCGCAAGCCGAGGACGCCGAAAGGAAAUCGACCGGUGACCGCGAAAGCGCCCGCGGAGAAGGCGACAGAGCUCGCGACGCCCGGGGUGACGAAGAAGAAGAAGAAGAAGGUGAGGAAGCCGAAGACGCCGACGAGCGGCGGCGGUUCGAUGGCGCCGAAAUCCAGCGCGGGCGGGGACGGGAAGUGGAAGCCCGGAGACUGGGCGUGCGCGAAGUGCGGGAUGCACAACUUCCGCGGGAAAGACGCGUGCUUCCGCUGCAAGUACGCGCGCGCGAACUCGUUGAAAGCCGCGAGCGCGGAGAGCGCGAUGGCGUACCUCAAGAAGCGAGAGGAGGACGGCAGCGGCGCCGUCGGCGCCGCCGUCGACGCGGUGCAGCACCAGUGGCUGAUGAAACAUCACGGGAUGAACCUCGUGAACGACGCGUGUUUCGACGUGUACGUCCCGUACGUGAAGCAGCUGGACGACGCGCACAAGUGGCAGAUCCUUAAGGCGGCGCGGUUAGCGGUGACGAGGGCGCAGAGGUUGGUGGACGCGUUGGCCGACACGCCCGAGACGGCGGCGCCGACGAAGAAAAAAGAGCCCCCCCGCCGCGACGGCGGCGGCGGCGGGGGCGGGGGCGGGGACGGCUCGGCGAAGAAGAAGAAGAAGAAGAAGAAGAACAAGAGCGGCGGCGGCAACGGCGGCGGCGAUGAGGGGAAGGCGGGCACGCCGCAGGAGAAAUCGAAAAAGCGCGAAAGGGAGGAGGACGGCGGCGGGGACAAGAAGGAGCACAAGUCGAAAAAGGCGAAGAAGGCGAAGAAGGAGAAGCGCGACAAAAAGGACAAGAAGUGA